Molecule: messenger RNA, 2356 nt
Organism: Vanessa tameamea
Lineage: Eukaryota; Metazoa; Arthropoda; Insecta; Lepidoptera; Nymphalidae
Gene: PIG-V
Product: Phosphatidylinositol glycan anchor biosynthesis class V
Exons: 2
Coding region: 207-1805 (532 amino acids)
Biological process (GO): GPI anchor biosynthetic process
Cellular component (GO): mannosyltransferase complex; endoplasmic reticulum membrane
Molecular function (GO): alpha-1,6-mannosyltransferase activity; GPI mannosyltransferase activity
Source: RefSeq, a predicted model, not a curated record
UAUGACAUUGACAUAUCUUAACUCUCAUUGAUUUAAGUUAAAUAUUGAUAGGUAAUUUGUGUUGUAAAAUAUAACAAAUAUUUUGUAUAAACUUGUAAAAAAAUAUAUUUAAUACGAGUUCAAUGAAUAUUUUUUCAUAAUAUUUUAAUAAAUGCCCCAUAGAUGCGGGAUCAAUUCCCUAGGUUUAUGAUUUUACAUAGAAAAUAAUGUAUACUCCGAGACAGAAAAUAUUAUGGUUCGCAUUCAGUACCAGAGUUUUCAUAAUUUUUCUUCAAGCUGUAGCAAAUUUCAUAAUACCAGACCACGACGCAAAUGUAUUUAAAAGUCCCGAAGACGUAGCAUUGCGUAAAAACAAAGGGGAUGUGAUUAUUGAUGUACUACUUGGCGGUUUUAAAAGAUGGGAUGCCCAGUAUUUUAUACACAUUGCACAAUAUGGAUACACAUACGAAAAUUGUUUGGCAUUUUCUCCAUUAUUUCCAUUAGUAACGAGGUAUGUCGCCUUCAUUCUAAAUAGUAUAUUAGGCUCCUUUCUAAACUUCCAUAGUACUUUAUUGAUUUCAGCAACUGUUAUCAAUUUAUUAACAUUUAUCAAGUCAGCUGAUGUAUUACAUCGGCUAAGCGUGAGAAUAUUGAGAAGUGAAUGCAGAGCAUACAAGUCAGUUAUUUUGUAUUGUGUUAAUCCAGCUAGUAUAUUUUUUUCAGCACCUUACUCUGAGUCAUUAUUUGCAUUGAUGUCUUUUUAUACAAUGUAUAAAUGUACAGAAAAUGAAACUUUAAGGUUUGCUAAUAUAGAUAUAACAGCUGCAUUACCAGCUGGAUUCUCUAUGAUAAGUCGAUCAAAUGGUAUCAUUAAUUUAGGGUUUAUAUUAUAUGCUAGUUUCAAAAAUGUAAUAGAAAGGACAUUACCAGAAAUAAUGUACAAAUAUAAAACUUUAAGACAUAGAUUAAUUUUACCAUUUUUAGUUUUACCAUUAUUUACUUCUUGUGUAGCAUUAUUUUUGACUGUGGUUGUUGCAGUAAUUCCAUAUGUAUUAGUACAAAUUUACAAUUACUUUAAAUUUUGUGUUUAUAGUGAUCAUAAUUUACCAGAAUUCUUGACUAACACAGAAUUUAUAUUGCCAGGGACUGCUGAAAGUCCUUGGUGUAAUAGUUCAGUACCUGUUUCUUAUUCUUACAUUCAGAGUCAUUAUUGGGAUGUUGGUUUUUUAAGGUAUUAUAAAAUAAAACAAAUUCCAAACUUCAUUCUUGCCGCACCCAUUCUUCUUAUAACAUUAUAUCACUGUUUGUCAUACAUCAAAAAUAAUUUUAGAUUAUGUUUACGUCUAGGUUUAAAAGAAAUUGUAUUUAAUUUUGGAUAUUCAAGUAAAAUAAAUAAACUAAAACAACAUCCCAAAGGUUUUGGGGCCAAUGAUCCUAAUUUUUUUGUAUAUGUAAUACACGUAUUAUUUUUAAGUAUAUUUUGCCUCCUAUAUGUACAUAUACAAGUUUCAACAAGACUCCUAGCUUCUGCUAGUCCAAUUUUGUAUUGGAUAUGUUCUAAUAAAAUGAAUGUUGGUCCUACACCAACAUCAGACCAAAAUACUAUAAAUGAACAUUUUCGUCGAAUUGGUAUAGGGAAGAGAAUACCCUCUCACCAUUUAUCAAUAGCUAAUUUAGAAGGUGUUGACAAUAUGUAUAGUAAGUGGAAAACUUUUAUAAUAUCCAGGAGAAUGCCAGACUUUCAGUCUAGACUGAUACAGUGUUAUUUUCUGGGGUAUCUUUUUAUGGGUACAAUUUUGUUUUGUAAUUACUAUCCAUGGACUUAAAUGUCUAAUUCACAUUCUACAUUGAUCUCACAACAUAUCAUUCUUUCAAUUCAAUACUUAUUCAAUUAUUAUAAGAUUUCUUACAUAUCAUUACAUAUUUUUAUUUAAUUUUUAGAUUUAAGACAUAAAUAGUGAUGAUUACAUACUGUAGUAAUUUUAAUGAUAGUAGUACAAUUGUUAAAAAUCUCUUUGCUUGGAGUUUAAUAAUGCAUGGGGCCUUUUCAAAUGAGUCCAUUUUACAUUUUGACCUGAGGUUGUUACUUAUAUAAAAACUGCUUAGUAAAGUUUUAUAGAUAGACAAAGGGAAUUGGCUUUAUUAGCUAAUUUUGUUAUAAUAGAUUAAGUAUAAAAUUCUAGUCAUAUUUUGCUCUAGUAAUAGGAUUUGUAAAAUGAGGUGAUAAAACAUUUUGAAAAUAUUUUAAGCAUGUUAAUUAAAGCACAAAGCCAUAAUUAUGUAACACUAGUGUAAAAUGUAAUUUUUUUCUUUGUAUAUCUUCUUUCAAGAAUAUCUAAUUAAAUACCUGUCAGUUUUUCAAAUAUGUACGACUUAA